Molecule: messenger RNA, 1923 nt
Organism: Toxorhynchites rutilus septentrionalis
Lineage: Eukaryota; Metazoa; Arthropoda; Insecta; Diptera; Culicidae
Gene: TbCMF46
Product: dynein regulatory complex subunit 3
Exons: 7
Coding region: 220-1923 (567 amino acids)
Molecular function (GO): protein binding
Source: RefSeq, a predicted model, not a curated record
AACUCUAUCACUAGCUAAAUGACAAAAUUUCCACCCUCUAAUAAUUGUACUGCUUGUAUCACAAACAUGACUAUAUGUGUACACAAACAAAUCCCGCGGUGGAAGUGUUGCUACUAGCAACUCAUAUCGCUAUCGUAUUGUAUCAAGGCAAACGCAUUUUUCAACGUAGUUACACGAUAACUUGCUCCGGGAAAACAUCCUAACGCAGGCCGCAGGAAAAUGUCGAAAAAACUCGCCCAGGAAAAUGCUGUACACAAAGAGCAGGAACCAGGAGUUGUUAGCAAUGAUAUGCUCUCGAAAGCGAUCCUUGAGCAGGGUCACAAAGGUGAAGCUGGCAGGCUGGCCCGUAUGGAAGAAGUGCAGCUAGAAUGUAUCACCGUUAUCCGGCUGGAGUUUCAAAAUAUUUUAAAGAUUGAUCACUUGUGGGUGUUGCGAAGCCUCGAAGUUUUAUCACUGGCAUUCAACAAAAUCGACAAGAUUGAAAAUCUUCAUCGGUUGGUUCAUCUGAAGGAACUCAACCUAUCGUUCAAUUUCAUCGAGAAAAUUGAGAAUCUAGAUCAGUUGGUUCGCCUACGAAAACUUUCGUUCUACGGUAAUCGCAUCACGAAACUGGAGAAUUUGGAUCGAUUGGAAAAUCUGGUGUUUCUCAGUGUCGGUAAAAAUAAUAUAAACACUCUGGAGGGCAUUCAGCGUUUACGCUUCCUGAAAGAUCUGCGUUCGCUUAAUCUGGCGGAUAACCCCAUAGCUAGGGAUACAACGAAGCCUCUCAGACUGUAUGUCGCGACCCUGUUACCUCAACUGAAAUACUACCAAUACGUGCUGAUAAAGUCCGAUGAGCGGGAAUCUGGAAAAGAGAUGUUCACUCGUGAGUUUCAGGAAAUUCUUGAAAACGAAAAGAAUGAAAUCAUUGAACGCGAGAGAGUCGCCAAGGAAAGAUCCGAUGAAAUAUACCUUUCUAAAAGUUUCGUCGAGCACUUGAACGGGCAUCAGUUGUUCGAAUCACUGUUUGCAUCAGAUCCAGACGCGGAAGCUUUACUUGCCAUCGGCGAGGAAGCCCUCGAGUUGAAAAAUGAAUAUAUGGCGGAAGCAUUCACAUUCACUCAGCAAAUUUACCGAAUUGGUUUGUCACAAUACGAACGACGUCAGCAUGAAAUUCAGCUCUACAAUCGUUGCAUCGAAAUUGAGCGGAACAAGGCUCAAACAAUGGGACAAAGUAUCAUCAAUCAUUUCUUGGACGUCUACACCCGACUUUGUCCCAAAGUACAAACGAUAGCAGCCGGGAUGGAUCGAGACACCAUAAGACGUUUAUCAUCUCAUGAAAUCCACCCACUGCUGGAUGAGUUGGAUGUGUGCAAAAACGAGUUCAAUUCAAUCUUCGAAGACUCUUGGCACACGCUGAUGAACAUUGAGAUGCAGCUGUUCGAGAGAACGGAGGAAGGCAAUUCAAACUUUGAAAAUAUUAUCAAGGAAAUGACCAACGAUUUCAUCGAGCAAGCGCAAGCACAGUUUGUGAUGUUGCGAGAAGCGGAAAUUAACUUCUGCGAUGCUCUCAUAGAAAUCGUGCAACAGUUUGUCACUCUGAAGGCGGCCACUGGCCAAGCCGAGGAAAUUCCAGAUGCAUUAAAAGAGGCACUGGAUGACAAAGAUGUAAUCAGUAAUUUAGCCGCCGGAAUGCGUGACAAUCAUAUGCAACUUAUAGAUGCUCGCGAGGACAAACUCAUUGGCAGAAGCCGCAACUGGGUGAGGGAGCUUUGUGAUGGAUUGCAGAACUCCGAAAUCAAAAGAAAUCGCACUAAGGUUCUGGAGAUAACAUAUUUUCUUGACCAUCAUCGUCAAUCGUUCUACGCGAUCUUCGAGGAUGAGGAAAUAACACGAAAAAAUAGAAAAAGUUUGAUUUCACGAGUGCAUUUCUCGAUUGAAUAA